This is a messenger RNA of Nematocida minor, 1698 nucleotides long. Its product is annotated as ATP:ADP antiporter, AAA family. Gene Ontology annotation, cellular component: membrane. The record is from RefSeq and is a predicted model, not a curated record. Bases 1 to 1698 code for a protein of 565 amino acids. The transcript has a single exon. NCBI's taxonomy places the organism in Eukaryota, Fungi, Microsporidia. Gene Ontology annotation, biological process: nucleotide transport. Gene Ontology annotation, molecular function: ATP:ADP antiporter activity.
AUGCAAACAGCAGGACUUACAAACGACUACAGAAGUCGCUCUCUACCCACAGAAGAAGCCCACGAAGAACAGGCUGACCAGUGCAGCAGAUUCUUCAAGGUGCUGAAAGUAGAAUACCCCAAGUUCUUCACAAUGGCGUUCCUUUACUACUCCAUUGUUCUCGCAUACUCUAUCCUAAGAGACACAAAAGACGCUGUCGUCAUGGACAGAAUGUUGCCCGCCUCAAUACAGUAUCUCAAAUCUUUCAUUGUCAUCGCAGCCACAAUGUCGUUUGCCAUUCUCUUCCAGUUCCUUCUCUCGCGAGGAGUAACGCUGGAGAAGCUUAUGUUCGUGUUCAACAUGUCCUUUGGAAUCUUCUUCCUUGUGUACGCGCUCAUCCUUCUGCCAAGCGUGGACUACAUAGAGCCGUACAAGUUCUGGAUCCACGACAUUUUCGCAGAUAAAAAAAUGUUCAUCAACGGACUGGCAUCUCUCGAAGGGCUUUUCCUCACAAUCAACUUCUGGACAGGAACUCUCCUGUACAUCUCAGCAGAGCUGUGGGGUAACGUCAUGACCUCUGUCAUGUUCUUCGCCGUAGCCAACGAAAUAUGCCCGCUGAAACAGGCCCUGAGAUUCUACCCGCUUUUCAUCAUAGGAGCAAACCUCGGGCUUAUCACCUCAGGAGGAUUCAUGGUGUCGAACUACUACCUGCUCAAGACAUUCCCGCAGCACAAGAUCAAGAUCAUCUCCGCAUUUGUAACGGCUGUUUCCGGGCUCUGCCUGAUUAAUGUCUUCACAUACAGACACCUCGUCAGAAACAUCAUCCCAUACCCCAUCUACAUCGUGUCAGAGGCCAGAAGAAGCACAAAGUCAAAGGAAAAAGUCGGAAUCAUCGACGGAUUCAAGAUCAUGUUCAAGACGCCAAUUGUCCUGCACUUGUCCAUCACUGUGCUCGGAUACGGUCUGUGCACGAACCUCACAGAGGCUGCAUUCAAAUCUGCAGUUAGAGAGUCCUCAAAGAAGUCGGGAGAAGACGUCAUGACAAACUUUGUCCUCACGCAGGGGCUCCAGCAGCUGUGCAUUGGUCUGCUGGUCAUCGCCAUUCUCUUCUCGCCUGUUAAGUCGCUCAUCCAGAAGAAAGGAUGGCUCGCACUCGGAAUGUUCACUCCCGUGCUUUCCCUUAUCUCUGCCACAUCUUUCCUUCUGUUUGUCUGGGCCAACGCCUCAGUGACCGUUACAGGAAAAGACGCAGAGAACUUGCUGAACAGAUUUGGAAAGAGGCUUUUCACUCUCAUCGGGUGGACUGCAAUGACAAAUGCAGAGUACUACUUUGGAUUCUUAGCCGUGAACACGAUAAAGAUUCUGAAGUACGCAGCCUUCGAUAUAGGAAAGGAGGCGAUUGGAGUGAAGAUCCCCAAGCAGUACAAAGCCAGAUUCAAGGGAGUGUACGACGGAGUGUGUGGAAAGCUCGGAAAGUCGCUUUCAUCGAACGUGCAGAUCGUGAUCCUUGGGCUCCUCAAUCUCUCAGAUAUCAGAACCGCGUCACUGCUUCUGCUGAUAACCGUGGUGCUUGUGGCAACCGUGUGGAGCAUGUCCACCCUGUACCUUGGAAGAAGAUACGAUGAAGCCGUCAGAGAGGACAGAGAUCUGUACAUCGGAGAGACAGAAGACGCAAAGACAGCAGCACAACUCAAAAAAGAGAGCAAACUCGUUCAAUAA